Messenger RNA from Cinara cedri, 3444 nucleotides. The record is from the annotation of a GenBank genome assembly. Lineage: Eukaryota; Metazoa; Arthropoda; Insecta; Hemiptera; Aphididae.
AUGGAGUUUGAUAAAGAAAAUGCUGUAGCAAUUAAGAAUUCACGAAAAUUGUUAAAUGAUAAUAAUUUAGAACUUAAGUUGACAUUUAUCAAAGCAAAUUAUGGAAAUUUACCAAAAUACAUUACUACGUUAGAAACAUCUACAUUAUCGUUGGCUGACGCAAUUAAUAUUAUUGCUCAAGUACAAAAUGAAAUUGGAACAGACAAUAGUAGUAUUGGAAAAUCCAUUAAAAAAAAAUUAGAAGCUGUAAUUGAAAAAAAAUUGGGAUUUAAAACAAUGAAACAUAUUUCAAAUAUUUUGGAAGGAAAAGCAACAUCUCGAAAUAAUACAAUAUCUGAAUAACUAACUGCUGAUAACAUGGCUCAUAUAAAGUUUGCACCUAUGACGUCAGUUGACGUGAAACGAAGUUUCUCGAGAUACAAAACAACACUGGCCGAUAACCGUCGAAGAUUUAUGUUUGAGAAUAUUAAGCAGCAUCUGAUUAUACAGUACUAUUAUGAAAUACAAGGUAAAAGUAUAACGAAUAUACCCAUCUAAAUUGUAUAGGUACCUAUUAGUUUUUUGGAAAUAAUUUUCAGAGUAAAAAGAAAAUGAAGAAUAAUAAGAUGAAGAAGAUAAUUUAAUUAUAUUUUUAUAUAUAUGUAUAGUUACAGAAAAUAUUUUUUAUUAGGUAAAUUGUUCAUAGUAAUGUAUUUUUUAAAAGUUGUAAGUUCAAAAUAGUUUUUAUUGAAUUUAAAAAAAUUUAAUGUUUUUAGGGCAUUUUUUAGUGCAUUUUUUUAACACAUUAAGUCGUAUUUUUUUUAGGACAUUUCUCUUAUUCUUAUGGCAUUAAAGUCCGUUCCCUAUUCAUAACACUUUCAGUGUCUAUUGCCACGGGAGAAUAAUCGUUUUCAACAGUCCGUCGUUUUAAAACAUAUUUGAAAAAUUCUCCGGGACGAAUACGUUUAAAUGGUUUAGCCUUACUAAAAUAUAUUCAUAGCAAUAUCAACGUGGAUAUCAACGAUGUUAUAGAUGAACUUGCUAAAACAUCAAAACGAAAAAUGAAUAUACAUACAUAAUUUUUAAAAAAGAUAACUAAAUAUUUCAACUUUUAUAUGAUUAGCGCUAUAAAAUAGUAAUAAAAUGUUUAAUGUAUGAUUAUAAUGCACACAAAAUGCAAAUAAAUUUAAUUUGCUACAUUUUUUUUCAACCCCAAUCCAAAAAAAAAAAAUUCUAGGUACGCCACUGUGUGUGUAAUAUACUAAUAUGCAUCAUUAAUGUAUAUUAUAUAAUAAUAAAGAUUUCUGAGCACAUAGCUAACUAUUAUAUAAAGCAGUGUUUCCCAAAGAAAUUUAUUUUCUAUUAAAACAUCAUUAUAAAAUAAUCAUACAAUUUUAUUAAAAACAAUUUUUGGAAAUAUAUUAAACAUAAAAUAUAAUGGAAUAAAACUAGUUUGAGUACAAAUAAAAUAAUAUUGAUUUAUUAUCAUACCUCCAAAUUUUAAUGUGAAAUGUCCGCUUGCUGCUGUUUGCACAAUAAUUCAAUUCGAGAAGGGAUUGACGACAAACACACUCUCAUUUUUUGUUUAACUGAUAAAAGUCGUUCACGUGUUUUAUUUUUGAUAUUAGUUAUGGCGAAAAACUCAAGUUCGUUGUAGAAAAUGGUAAUAACGUAUUUAUUGCUAUUUAUAUAACUAUAGGAUAUUCGAUUUUAAUAAAAUUUCAAAACUGGAAGAGUAAGUUCAUUAAAUUUUAAUUUCAAUGAACAAUCAGAUUGAAAUUCUAAAAGUUGCUCUUGUUCAAUUAAUCCCAGAUUAAAUAUUGCAUCUGAUGUUAUUGCAAAAAGAUUGCGCAUCCACUCAUAUUCGUUAAUAGGCAAAGAUGAUAAAUAAAUCUGAUCCUAAAUCACUUAGAUUUAAAAAAUUGACUUUAUUUAUCCAUAGUGUUUCGCGACUUAUAUUAAAUAAUAAUGUGCCACAAUGGUAAAAAGUUUGGGAAUCACUGAUAUAGAGUAUAGAAUAUAGACUAUAGUUUAAAUAGUACAUUUGUUUAUUAAGUUUUUAUUAUUCAGUUAUAUUGUAGUAAUUAGGUAAAAGUAUAAUAUUUGAAAACGAUUGCAGCAAGUAAAAAUUAAGAGGGGUAUACACUUCUGUAACCUCCAAAGAUUUGUAAUUAGGACUUUAGCUCCCUCAAAUCUCAAAUGUUAUUUGCGCCCAGGUUUGGAUGAGGAGUUUACCGGGUCUGGAGCCCGCUGUUGACCAAACAGUUAGGUCUUUCUAAAAAAAUAUUCUCUCUAUUCUAACCUGUGUUUUAUAAGGAGGGUUCCAAUUUGAAAAACAACAGUAUGUAUUUAUUUAAAGACUUAAAGUACCUAUAUAAUGUAGGGGUAAAAAUUAAAAUUGAUUUUAAAAUAAAGCUUAAAAAAUUGUACAAUGAUAAAGCAAAAUAACAGAAAUCAAAUUCAAUUAAAAUUCUCCGAGAUAAUUGCUGGUAUUCAUGUUAAAAACAAUCACUUUGUGUGUAAAAUAAUAUCUAUAAGUAUUCGGUUAAAUGAUCUUUUUUUUAGAAUCUGAGUAAAGCCAUUAAUGUACCUAUUGGUUUUACAAUAAUGUUUAUUUAUUUAUAUUUUUCUGUGGACAACUUUUCUACUAGCAAUUUUGCUCCGAUUUACAACACUAGUACUUUUUCUAAAAGGAAAUUUGACUGGGUAUUCCCAAUAAAUGAGAAGAUGGUUAAUCGUUGCGUACAAAUAUACAUUAAUUUUCCCCUCUAUUACAUCUCCAACUUCUCACCUACAACAGUGGCCCACCUACGUGCGAAGUGUGUCCGUCUUUUUUUUUCACUGAAUUACAACCAAAAAAAAAUUGAAUAUAAUAAAAACCGUUAUCAGAGACAGAAAAAAGCAUAGGUACUUAGUAGAUUCUAAAAUAAAUAUAUGAAUAUGUGAACAACAAUUUAACCUACAAUAGUAUUAUUAAGUAGUAUUUUUAUUUUCGUAAAUUAUUAACCACUGAAUUAUGUUUAAAAACUGGUAUAAAGAGUUAUGGGGAGUAAAGCUUCCCAAGGUUAGUUUUUAUUAAUUUAUUGCCAAGACAUCUAAUUUGUUCAGAGUCGUGUAUUCCUUCUUUUAUUUUUCCAAUUUGAGUACUAGGGAUACAUGAAGGUGUUUAAUUUAUAAGGUUGACAAAAUAACACAAAUAUAAAAUUAUAGAGAAGCUCGUUUCUUAAAUGUUUUAGAAAACAAAUUUCAGAAAAAGUUAAUACUUUCCAAGAUAAUGAAUGUACCCAUUUAAAUGAAUCACCUGGUAUAACCCUGAUACUGAAAUGUGGGAGAGAAGGUCAAACGAACAGGUACAACAAUAAUAUGGAAAAAAAGUGUAGUACAAUUCGUAAAAAGCACAAACUGGAGUCAGUUGGUCACGUCUGGAGAGCUAACGACAGUAUUUUUAAGGCAGUACUUCACUAA